CUACGCCUCAUAGAGGAAUUACAUAAUCACGGAAUAACUGAAUUAUCAGUGGAUUGAGAGAGAUAACAAUAACAAUUACAUGGAGGAGGACAAAUUGGAUGAAGAAAGGAGGGGAGAAGAUCACGAAACCCUAAAACCUCUUCUUUCCGUCAUAAUCUAUUUCACACUCGUUGUUAGUAUUGGAGGGCUUGUUUUUGGUUAUUACAUUGGAUUUAUCAUUUCUCGGUUUGCAGUACUAAAUGAUCUUGAUUCCAUUCUGCAUGAAACUAUUAAAGCGGGUUUAAUUGGGGCAAUUUUGGGUGCGGCAGCUGGUGGUUGGAUAAAUGAUUGUUUGGGACGAAAACGUUCAAUCUUAAUUGCUGAUGCUUUGAUAUUCAUCGGUGCAGCAUCACUCGUGUUGCUCCUUUUUAUCGAUGAUAGUGCUUUGUUUUCUAAUUAUUGCUUGGAAACUAUUGGAAAUAUGCUUAUAUCCUCGGGGAUUGGUAUCAUUUCCAUGACUUCACCACUUUAUAUAUCGGAAUUUUCUCCACCUAAACUACGAGAUAUUCUUAUCAGUAUAAACUUUAUCUUUUACGGCAUUGGAAAAUUUGUCUUCAUGUAUAGGGAUUCUAGUAGAACCACUAACUACGCCAUCGCAUUAGCAGGAAUUCCAGCUCUACUUCAAUUUCAGGAAAUGAUGUCAUUUCCAGAAUCUCCUAUGUGGUUACUAUCUAAGAAGGACCGAGAAAAUGAAGUGGUUAGGUUUUUGAGAAGGAUAUAUACUUGUUGUGAAGUUGGAAAAGAGUUAGACGCCUUCAAGUUGUCAAUUAAGAAAGAAACUGAUAAUGAGGAUGAGUUAAGUUAUUCUGGUAGUAAUAUCUUUUGUAAGAUACGUAGUGCAUGGAGCAGUCCUUCAAUACGGAAACAGUUCGUUGUUGGCACCGCUCUUCAAUUUGUACAACAAUUGGUGGGGCUCAAUGCCCUUAUUUUUUGUAUCCCGAAUAUCCAUAGGAUGAGUGGAUUUGGACCAUCAGACCCUAAAGACGAUAUCACCUUCAUUAAAACUAGUCUCUUGGCAAAUUUUGGCCUGUUAUCUAUGCUCGGUGGCUUUUGUUGUACUCUUUGUUUAAUGGCAAGAUUUGGGAAAAGGAAGAUGUUAUAUUUGAGUAUAUGUUAUAUGCUAGGCGGUGUAUUAGGUUUAAGUUUCAUAUUUAUAGUAUCACCUAAUACUACUGAAGCUGUGAGUCGAUCGCAAAGUACCAUAUAUUUCAACAACACGUGUUUGAGUUAUAUCACAACAGAAGAUGCAGAUUCGUGGGAUUGUUUGACGUGCAUUCGAGCAUCUAGUGGAUGUGGGUUUUGUCGUGGUACACAUUACGAUAUCCUGGGUCAAUCUAGUGGUGCUUGCCUGAUUGCAGGAACUAAUGGAAUAUCUGAAGCUUGUACUGAUAAAAAUCGAUCUUGGAUAACAAAAUAUUGCGAAUAUAACAUUUUUGGACAACCAGUUCUUAUUAGCUCUGCCAUCUAUAGUCUUUCGUAUUCAGCCAGCCUAGAAAUCAUUCCAUGGAUCAUGAAUUCACAGAUGCACCCAACAGAAGUUAGAGGGAUCUAUGGAGGAACAGCUGCAACAGCAAAUUGGAUCUCUUUCCUCAUUAUAAUCAUAUUAUCUUUUUUCUUCACUAAAACUGGAGGGCCUCUAUUCAUAUUUCUACUGAUCAGUUUGUCCUUAUUCUUUGUUUCGUGGUGGAUCAAGUUGUUUGUUAAUGAAAACAUAGGCUUCUCGAUUUCAACUAGAAAAAAAGAGUUGUUGAAUGAUUUGUAAAUUUAUGUCCUGGCAGAAAAAGAUCUUUUUCGUGUUUUAUAUUUGAUUAUAGGACAUCCUUCUUGUU
This is a messenger RNA of Papaver somniferum (opium poppy), 1868 nucleotides long. RefSeq names its product probable inositol transporter 2. The transcript is spliced from 6 exons. Lineage: Eukaryota; Viridiplantae; Streptophyta; Magnoliopsida; Ranunculales; Papaveraceae. The record is from RefSeq and is a predicted model, not a curated record. Gene Ontology annotation, cellular component: membrane. Gene Ontology annotation, biological process: transmembrane transport. Bases 80 to 1801 code for a protein of 573 amino acids. Gene Ontology annotation, molecular function: myo-inositol:proton symporter activity.